Habropoda laboriosa is the source of this 1255-nucleotide messenger RNA. Its product is annotated as serine protease inhibitor dipetalogastin-like. Lineage: Eukaryota; Metazoa; Arthropoda; Insecta; Hymenoptera; Apidae. Gene Ontology annotation, molecular function: serine-type endopeptidase inhibitor activity; protein binding. The record is from RefSeq and is a predicted model, not a curated record. The transcript is spliced from 8 exons. The coding region runs from base 17 to 1255 and encodes 412 amino acids.
AUUUCUGUAAUUCAUCAUGAAGCGCACGCUCAUCUUUUUUCUGGGGGUGUUGUUGAUUUCUAAGAGGGGGCAGGCCUUCUCUUGGGCUGACAAGGCGAUUUUUUACCAAGACUGUGAAAUUUUCAACCAUGUGGAACUUUAUAGUGGGCCAAUUUGCGGGAGCAAUGGCGUUACGUACUCCAAUAGCCUGUAUUUGGAUUGUGUUAAUUAUCAGUCGAUCAAAAACGUGGCCACGGUGCAUUCUGGACCCUGUUUAUCGAUAGACGAUUACUGCAAGCCGAAUCUGCUUUAUCAACCGAUCUGUGGAUCGGAUGGGGAGACAUACACGAACGUGGAAUCGCUGUUAUGCUUUAAUUUAAAGCGUUCGCGUAAUGUGACAGUGGUGUCACAGGGUACAUGUGACAAUUUCGACUAUUGUUAUCGUGACGGGACCACUCACUAUGGCACCAAUCCUGUCUGCGCCAAUAAUGGCUUCACCUACCAGAACGCAGCUCAGGUGAAGUGUCUGCAGCGACGCAAUCACGACCUGAGGAUUGUUCACGAUGGCGGCUGCACAGUCAGGGAUGUACACGCCAUUUAUGGCACCACGGAGAUAGUCUGCAAGAUUGCCAAAGAGAGGUACGAGUGGAACCCUGUCUGUGCUUCAGAUGGCGUUACUUACUCCAACCCUUUUGAAUUUUUGUGCUACGAGGCUGAUUUGAAGCAGUUGGUGUCCGAUGACGAGUGUGGGACAAGCACACAUAACUCAUGUGCUUUGCUGACGACCUCAGGCACCGCCAAUACGACCUUCACCUUGAAGGACGAAGUUUGCGGAAGCGAUGGCGUCACCUAUCAAAGUAUUCAUCACUUGCAAUGUUACAGCAGUCAAAAUAAAUAUCUGUUUCAGAGGCAUUCUGGGCCGUGUUCAGGGCCGGACGAUAGUCCCUGUGGGUCCAUCCCCGAGGAGGACCUUCGACUUCCGGUGUGUGGCAGCGACAACACGUCGUACGUGAGCCCGGAAGCCCUCUGGUGUGCGAAGUUAUGGUUCCCUCAGAAAGAAUCUUCCAAGAUCGAAAGAGCGAACCAAGAGUCGCCAUUUUGGAGAACAGCGAAGAGCCGAGCACCACUUUCAGAGCCUCGUAAUUUCUUCAAUUUCAAAGCUUACCACAAAAUCCACGGAGAACACUGCAAUGUUGACGAUAAAAGGAGAAUUUUCCAAACCCUUGAAAAGGACACAGCUGAAUUCCUCAACCUCAGAAACGUUCCGCUUCUAUAA